This is a messenger RNA of Zingiber officinale, 859 nucleotides long. RefSeq names its product T-complex protein 1 subunit beta-like. Gene Ontology annotation, biological process: protein folding. Gene Ontology annotation, molecular function: ATP binding; ATP hydrolysis activity; ATP-dependent protein folding chaperone. The coding region runs from base 122 to 568 and encodes 148 amino acids. The record is from RefSeq and is a predicted model, not a curated record. NCBI's taxonomy places the organism in Eukaryota, Viridiplantae, Streptophyta, Magnoliopsida, Zingiberales, Zingiberaceae. The transcript has 8 exons. Gene Ontology annotation, cellular component: chaperonin-containing T-complex.
CCACUGGUGCCGUCCGCUGGCUUGAUCGUGUCGCGCGGCCGCUCCCUCGUCUGGAUGAAUCUCGAACCCCGCUCGUCGCUCCUAGUUUGGCUGGAUUUCUCAGAUUCACCGGUCUAGCAUAAUGAAUGCGAGACUGCUUGAAGAUGAAGCUACCGUGGAGAAAGGAGAUCAUGCGAGAAUGGCAUCAUUUGUUGGUGCUAUGGCAAUUGCAGAUCUGGUCAAGACAACUUUAGGCCCCAAAGGAAUGGAUAAGAUAUUGCAGUCAACUGGUAGAGGACAUAGUGUCACCGUUACUAAUGACGGUGCUACAAUUUUGAAGUCACUUCAUAUUGACAAUCCAGCUGCUAAGGUCCUUGUUGAUAUUUCUAAAGUGCAAGAUGAUGAAGUUGGUGAUGGAACAACCUCUGUUGUUGUUUUAGCUAGAGAACUUCUCAGAGAGGCUGAAAAAUUAGUAAAUCAAAAAAUUCACCCAAGGACGAUCAUUGCAGGAUACAGAAUGGCUGUUGAGUGUGCAUGUAAUGCAUUGCUGCGGAAGGCAAAGGAUAACAAACAAGAUCCAUGCAGAUAGAUUCAAGUCAGAUUCAAUGAAAAUUGCUAUGACAACCUUGAGCUAAACAAUUUCUCUCUUUGGACAAAGAACAAUUUAAUAAACUAGCAAUGGAUGUUGUGCUAAGGAUGAAGGUAAUAUCUUUUCUUUUACACUAAUCAAGUGAACAGUUGAAGCAUUUUCUUUGAGACAACUUCAUUGUGUUAGAACAUGAUUAAUCAAUUUGGCUUUUUUUGGAUUAUAUUAUAGAUUUUUUUUUUAAUCCGAAGAUGUUGAAAAUUUUCAUCUUUAUUUGAUAAUUUUCAUUGUCUA